AUGGUCACCAGUUCGAGUUCCCUCAGGGCCACUGAGCUCAAAUUUCAGGCAAAGAUGGAGAAUGAGGAGAUGAAGUCAGAUUCACUGUGGUGGUAUAGUCACACAUCUCCUGAAAUUUCUAAAUUUGUUGCAGAAGAUGUCGAGGUAGUAGAUCAGAGUGUCAAAGAAAUGCUACAGUUGAUUGGACAUAGUGGAGAUUUUUCCAUGGAGAAGGUUGACAGUUAUCAUCUGAAGCAGGAUGAGUUAAUUGCUCAUGUCAAGGAAUUUUCCCGAAGGUACCAUUUGCUAGCUGAACGUUAUAGUGGGCUAACAGGAGAAUUACACAGGUACGUUGAGUCAGGAACCAAAAUGGAGAAUUCCAUACUCACUCCAGAUAAGAAGCUGGGAAUGCAAGAAUUUGAAAGAGGUGACUUCACUUAUAAUUUAUCUGUAAGCUCUGGUAGAGAUACUUCUGAUAUAUCUCUGAAUGAUGGCUCUAGAUUUAUCAUGUUAUCAUCAGAUUCUGAUUCUGAAUCUUGCAACUCAUCUCCUAAUGACCAUUUAAGUCCACUUCCUACUAGAAAAAUGCCGGAACCUGCAAUUUUGAAUCUUGAGACUGAGUUUUCAGGGAUGGAAGGUGUUGUCGACCCGACAAAGCAUGACCACAUGAAUGACACCCAAAAAGUGGACAGUGGAAGGUACAAAGAGAUGUUAAAAAAAAUCUCAACAUAUGAAGAACAAUUUAGGAUUUCUAGCCAAAAACUUAAGUUUCAAGAAGAAGAAAUUACCAGAAUGAGAAGUGAACAAAAAAAGAAUGAAUCACUUUUGAUAAAAUUGGGUAGUAUGGAAACUCAGCUUGAAUCAGCAAAGAAUGAGAUAAAAAUGCACGUGGUUCAUAUACAAACGGAGAACAGAAAGGUUUCUCAGCUACAAAUGCAAAUAGCUGUAUUGGAAGCCGAGAUUGAAUCAGAGAAAAGCAAGGUUCUUGAUUUGCAGGAGAGCAUGAUAAAGUACAUUGCAGAUGUAGCAGAACGUGAUUAUGAGAUAAGAAAGCUGAGUGCUGCACUGCAAGAUGCCUCGGAAAAUCUUGCUUCAGAGAAAGGACAGCUUGAGUCUCGUAUUUCUAAUUUGUCAGAACGUUUGACCACCCAAGAAGCAAGGACUGAGGAAUGGGAAUUGCAGUGUGAAUCAUUAGUUAAUGAGAUCAAGCAACGUGAAGCCAACAAAAAUGAGAUGAAAAGAAUGCAUGAAGCCCAAGAAGCAAGUUGGCAAGAUGAGAUAGAGAGUAUGACACUUGAGCUAUAUGAGAAAAAUGAAUGUGUGAACACUAUGAAUAAAGAUCUUGACAGGCUGAAACAGGAGUAUGACACGAUCCGAGCUGAGAAAGACGAGCUCAAUGCUAAGUUACUGACACUUAGUGCAGAGCUAAGUUUACGAGAAACUCAAGUUCUAGAAACAGAGUGUCAUCUGCAUCAGUUGCAUUCCGAGAAUGUGCAGCUGAGUGCAGGAUUUGAAAAUGCAAACAAAAUAGCAGAUGAACUAAGAUCUAGAGUUGAUGAAUUAGGGAAAGAGGUGGAAUGGCAAAGAGUCUUGAUCUCGGAUAGAGCUGAAGAGAAAAGGGAGGCUAUACGGCAGCUAUGUUUUGCACUAGAGCAUUAUAGAACUCUGAAUGAAGAACUUCGCAGUGUGUAUAAGAGGCCUCCAGUUAUGGUCUCAUAA
Molecule: messenger RNA, 1698 nt
Organism: Fraxinus pennsylvanica
Lineage: Eukaryota; Viridiplantae; Streptophyta; Magnoliopsida; Lamiales; Oleaceae
Source: the annotation of a GenBank genome assembly